Drosophila yakuba is the source of this 843-nucleotide messenger RNA. RefSeq lists its product as uncharacterized. The record is from RefSeq and is a predicted model, not a curated record. The coding region runs from base 115 to 756 and encodes 213 amino acids. The transcript has a single exon. NCBI's taxonomy places the organism in Eukaryota, Metazoa, Arthropoda, Insecta, Diptera, Drosophilidae.
GAUCUGAAACAGCGUUUGCCCUCACUAAAUCGACAAAAUUUGAAGUAAUUCGAGUAAAAUUAAGAAAUUGAUGAGAAUUCAAGACAUUCAAGAGUUACUAAAUUAUUGUUUAGAAUGACCAAGGGCGUGAGGUUUCCCAACGAUGGAUGGCUUGGCUUGCCGAAUGAAAGGCAACAUUCUCGAGGAACAAUCGAAUCGCGUCAGAAGGCUCAGAAAGUGAACUCCAGGACAUCUAGGAAACCACUGCAAUCGCUUCAAACUGCCGGUCGGAACACUAGCUCCUACAGCCUGAAGUACAAAGGAAGUCCGCCGUCCGAGGAGCAACUGGGUGUGCUGGUGCAGCGGGAUUGCAGGGCGGAGAAGCACCACACCGAUCGCCAGAACUUGGCGGACAUCAUCCUGAUGCAGGCUCGUCGCAUCGAGAAGCAGCAGCGGGAAAUGCAUAGGAUAAAAGCGCACUAUGAGCGCCAGGUGUCCACCAUCAAGAACAAUGCCAUCAUGCUGGAAUCCCAUCUGCAAAAGGUGCUGGCGAGUGUCGAAAGGGAUCGGGCCAAGCGGAUUGGACACCACUGCCAGGACAUGUUGGGCGCCGUGGAGAAGCUGCAGAAGAGCGACAUCCAAGUGAAGCAAUCCAAGCAAUCCCAGCCGCAAUCUGUGGCCAGCCGACUGCUGAUCCAGUAUCUCCAAUCCAAGGCGAUGUCGCAUUCGACCAGGAACUCUAAUGGAAACACAAGUAACUACAGGAAUAUGUUGUGAAUCGUAUUGCUGUGUGUACAUUGUGUUUUCAAUGGGUUUUCUGGUCAGUUUAAAUUAUCAAUAAAAGAACCAUUUGUAUCUUAAAAA